GCCGGUGUUGCAGGAGAAUCCGAAUCGGUGAGCGGAUCCUUUUCUUAUACUGGGCCCGAUGGUGUGCAAUACUCGAUCACGUAUACGGCGGACGAGUACGGCUUUCAUCCUCAAGGCGCUCACUUGCCGACGCCGCCUCCGAUACCGCCGGAAAUUCAACGAGGCGUUGAAUUGGCGCUCGCCGCUGAAGCCAGGGGAGAGAAUCAGGACGGUGGUGGUAGAGGAUAUUCGCACGGAGGAGACAGCGGAUAUCCCAGCGGAG
Messenger RNA from Wasmannia auropunctata (little fire ant), 262 nucleotides. Its product is annotated as endocuticle structural glycoprotein SgAbd-8-like. The record is from RefSeq and is a predicted model, not a curated record. The annotation marks the transcript as partial. NCBI's taxonomy places the organism in Eukaryota, Metazoa, Arthropoda, Insecta, Hymenoptera, Formicidae. Gene Ontology annotation, cellular component: chitin-based extracellular matrix. The transcript has a single exon. Gene Ontology annotation, molecular function: structural constituent of chitin-based larval cuticle.